Molecule: messenger RNA, 1219 nt
Organism: Nezara viridula (southern green stink bug)
Lineage: Eukaryota; Metazoa; Arthropoda; Insecta; Hemiptera; Pentatomidae
Source: the annotation of a GenBank genome assembly
GUGCGACAAUAUUGACUAACGGGACAGCGAUGGAUAUAAUCGAGCUUCAGUCAGCUGUUCGCUCAGUCGUUAUGGGGAAGGACACGCAAGAGGAACACAGGAUCGCUUGCACCAGGUACGAAGAUGGGCGGGUACGCUUGCGGAAUCCUCACAUCGAGCUUAUGGACCAAGACAUCCUCUACCACCUCGCCCUGGGCAGCGGCUCUCACGAUCUCGUCGAGAUGUUUGGAGACGUCAAGUUCGUAUGCAUGGGCGGAACACCGAAGAGGAUGGAACAGUUCGCCGAUUACAUCAUGGGUGAGAUCGGGCACAAGCUUCCAACAGGUACUCGACUCCAGGACAUCAGCCAUUACUCCUACAGGUAUUCCAUGUACAAAGUGGGACCAGUCCUCUCUAUAAGUCAUGGUAUGGGUCUACCAUCCGUGGCGAUUCUACUGCAUGAAGUGAUCAAACUCAUGUACCACGCCAAAGUAAGGGAUCCUAUCUUCUUCAGAAUGGGAACUUCUGGAGGAAUAGGAUUAGAAGGAGGAACUGUGGUCAUCUCAGAGCAGGCAGUCGAUGGGCUCAUGAGGUCCUUCUAUGAGAUACCUGUUCUUGGAAAACUGGUACAGCGACCCGCUGUAUUGGACAAGAAAUUAGUUCGAGAACUAAAAGCAUUGCAUCAUGCUGAUGAUCCAUAUGACACUAUCACUGGAAAGACGCUCUGUACUUCCGAUUUUUAUGAAGGUCAAGGCAGAUUAGAUGGUGCAUUCUGUGAGUUCUCGGAAACUGAUAAAAUGCAGUUCCUUGAAAAACUACACAAAUCUGGAGUGAUCAACAUGGAAAUGGAAUCGCUAGCUUUUGCGGCUCUUACUCAUCAUGCAGGUAUCAGAAGUGCGGUUAUAUGUGCCACCAUUGUUGACAGGCUCAAAGGAGAUCAGAUUCAGACUCCAAAAGAAGUUCUGGAUGAAUGGCAGGAGAGACCACAGAAGUUAAUCUCUAGGUACAUCAAGAAGUACCUUCAGACGAAGGGUCGCUUCAUGGACUCUUAUUGCGGAUCACCUUGUGUCAAGUCACCGCGUCGUUUCAAGCUGGUUCAGCAAGAAUCAGAGAAUUAUGACUAAAUGUGAUUAAGAGAAGAAGAAAAAGAAGGCUUUUGCUAUGUUCUAAUUUUAAAAUGAAAGAAUUUUAUAUAAUGUAAGGGUUAUAUUUCAUAUUGCCAAAAUUUGCAAAAGUAUUC